Messenger RNA from Schistosoma curassoni, 576 nucleotides. The record is from the annotation of a GenBank genome assembly. Lineage: Eukaryota; Metazoa; Platyhelminthes; Trematoda; Strigeidida; Schistosomatidae.
AUGAAAAGUGGCUUGGAAUAUUUUGGGAUCUUUUUGUACAUUAUGGUGAAUAUUCUGAAUAAACACCAAUAUCAAGCAGUGCGUUGUUACGUAUGUGACUAUUGUCCGAUAGUAACGAGUGAAUCAAUAUCAACAGACAACAAUUGUACAUCUUGCGUGAUGGGUGGUAGUAAUUUUGGAAUUCACAGAAUAUGUUUGUUUAAUGAUACGAUACCCAUUAACUUCCCAAACGAAAAUCGAGAGACUUGUUCCACUGAAUUGUGUAAUGGGAAAACAGUUGAUAACACUGCACAACCUCCACCAGGGCCUAUAGCAAAACCAAUCGAUUGCUAUACUUGUUUGAACUGUACAAAAAGUAACCAAAAGGUUAUUAGCGGUUGUGGUGGAUGUGUGACAACUCAUGGUUCUGGAGUUACUAGUAAAUUUUGUGGACCUACAUGUGAUCAAUUGGAUCAUGAGAAUACAGUCGGUUGUUGCUCAACAGAUAAAUGUAAUGGAAUGACAAAAUUAUCUAUUCAUCGUCAUGUUAUUGUUGUUCUGUUUGUUUGCAUGGGAAUCAGUAAAUACAUUCUCUGA